Molecule: messenger RNA, 1889 nt
Organism: Motacilla alba alba
Lineage: Eukaryota; Metazoa; Chordata; Aves; Passeriformes; Motacillidae
Gene: TM4SF19
Product: transmembrane 4 L six family member 19
Exons: 4
Coding region: 900-1517 (205 amino acids)
Cellular component (GO): membrane
Source: RefSeq, a predicted model, not a curated record
CUUCCCCCAGAGCCGAGCACGCCGUGCUGCAGCCGCUUCUGCUUCACAAAGCCAGAGCAAGAAACAGCCUGAGCUGGGGAACUUGUGCGAAAGGGGCUGCAGUCGAGCAGGAAAGGGGAAAAGGCAUGAGCCAACUUCAAACCAAGAGAACUCAGGGUAGAAAACAGCUGGGAGCCAGGACAGCAGCAGACCGUGCUGUUUUCAGCAGUGCCAGAGUGACCAGAGGACAUCCUGUACAGAGACAAUCUUGUAGGUGCAGAAGAGAGGCAAUUUUGGACAAGGUAUCCCUGGAGAUGGGUAGGUGCUUUCUAGAUAAACUCAUAAUUUAAUAAGACGCCAAUGGAACUGCAGGAUAGAUAAUAAUGUUUUCUUAAGUAAAUGUAACUGGUUUCAGCACACUCAGACCUAUGGCAGGGGCAGGGAUGGAAUUGCUGUCGGAUUCGAUUGGAGACCGAUGUGCUUUCACAAGCCCUUGUACAAGGAUUUUGCCUCUGGCUCCCUCCUGCUCAUUGUAAACACUGAAAGCCAAACUGGGCUGUGGUGGGUGCUUGGCUCCCUGCAGGAACAUUUUCAUACAAUCUCAGACUGGUUUUGGUUGGAAGGGACCAUAAGGACCAUCUUCCCCUGCCAGGAGCUGGGACGCAUUUUGGAAGAGCCACACAGGUCUCGGGGAUUGGAGUGGGAGCACCGGUGCCCGUUUGGCAAAGAAGUGUUAGAACUUCCACUGGGAAUCGCCUCAAGUGAGGGCGGUGCCAGCAGGGUGGGCUGACACCCCAAAGCACAACCUAGCCACGGCUGGGAGAUGGGCUCGGGCUGGGGAAGCCUCGGGGCGCCGCGGGGCCAAAUGCAGCCCCUUCCUCUCCUCCUCCUCUUCCUCCCCGUGCCCGUGCAGGACGGCCAUGUGUGUGGGGAAGUGCAGCCGCAUCGUGGGUCCCUGCCUGCUGGUGCUGGGCACGCUCUCCUCGGCAGCCAGCAUCCUCCUGCUCUUCCCCGGCGGAGCGCCCGAGUACCUGCUGGAGGGGCGCAUCGGCCGCCACGCCCGCGCCGUGCCGGGGCUCUGGGGCGGCGGCAUCGCCGUGCUGCUGGCGGCGACCCAUGUCACGGCGCUGGGCUGGCAGCGCUCCGGCUGCUCCGGCCGCCACAGCGCAUUCCUCUCGGUGGUGCUCUCCAAGCUGGCGCUCCUGGGCGCCGCCGCCUGCUUCGUGCUCUGCGGGGUGGGGCUGACCAGCGGCCCCCUGUGCCUCUACAACAGCACCGGGCUCGGGCUCGGGCACGCUGCCCUCUGGGGAUAUCCCUUCCGCGACGCCAUCGAGCAGGGGCCUGAUGCCGGGGCUGAGAGCUACCUGUACAACCGGCGAGCCUGGAGCGUCUGCCUGGAGCCCGAGGGCAUCGUGGCCUGGCACGUGGUCCUGUUCUCCCUCCUGCUGCUCAUCAGCGCGGCAGAGAUGGUGCUGGCCUUGCUCCAGAUCCUCAACGGCUGCCUGGGCUGCCUCUGUGGCUUCUGUGAUGGCAAGUAGGGCCCGGCGGCGGUGCCAGGAGGAGGUGUCACCUCGGGCGUCCCUCGGCUGCUGGCGCAGAGGGCACGGCAGGAGCUGCGACACCAGCCCGGAGCAAGAGCCCUGUGGGGGACGGACAGAGCCCCUGUGGGGGACGGACACCCCAGGUGUCGGGGCCGCUCGUGGGGCUGAUGUGCCAAGGGCAGCUCCUGUGCAGAUCCCCUGGCCUGGGCCGUGUCCCUCCCCUUGGGGCUGGGAACUGGCCCGGUAAGGGAUGGAGGUGAGGACCUGGCUUCCAUGAGCCCAGCAGCUGCCUCGGCCACCCCUCGUGACGCUGAAAGGAGGCAGAAAACCAAUUUUCUGACCCAACUUGGAGCAUUAGAGAGCAGGCAC